UUCAUCAAACGUACAAGAUGCGUUUUUAGACAACACGCACUGGAGUAGUGAUAGGCGCGCUCUAGAUUAUUGAUCAAAACAUGGAAUCAUGGAAUGUCGUGAGUGCUAAAGGAAAUGCAGCGGAUGCGUUUGCUCUUUUUUUAAUAUAAUUUCGUGCGAUACGCGACGUUUUUUUCAUGAAAAUCUUUAGAUUUAAUCGAGGAUUAAUUAUUUUUGGCUUCGCCUAACCUAUACGAGUGUACAAACUUGGAAGUUGAGACUGAAAAAUUUAGGUAUUCCAAGCUAUUAUGGCUGUUGUUGGUGACUCCGUUUCUCUGGAAAGAGAUAUCAAAAGAUCCAUUGAACUCUUAGAUAAGUUACAAAAAAGUGGAGAGUUUCCAGUAUCAAAGUUUGUGGCUUUGCAAAAAGUCUUGCAGAGUGACUUUUUACAUGCGGUACGAGAGAUUUAUGAACACAUAUAUGAGUCUGUUGAUAUUCAGGGAUCACAAGAUGUAAAAGCAUCAGCCACUGCCAAAGCUACAGUUGCAGCUUUUGCUGCCAGUGAAGGUCAUGCACAUCCCAGAGUUGUUGAGCUGCCCAAAACUGAUGAAGGACUAGGAUUUAAUGUUAUGGGGGGUAAAGAACAAAACUCACCUAUUUAUAUCUCUAGAAUUAUUCCUGGAGGAGUAGCUGAUAGACAUGGAGGACUGAAACGUGGUGAUCAAUUAUUGUCUGUUAAUGGAGUGUGUGUAGAAGGUGAGAAUCAUGAAAAGGCUGUGGAGCUACUGAAGCAAGCUCAGCAUUCUGUUAAACUUGUUGUUCGUUAUACACCACGAGUCUUAGAAGAAAUGGAAAUGCGCUUUGAUAAGCAAAGAUCCUCUCGCAGACGUCAACAGUUACACUAAAUUAUCUUAUUGCAGUUGUCAAUGUUAUAUUACUAUAACUGUUACCACAAUCAAUACAAAGAAACACUUUUAACAUUUGUGAUUGCAAGAUACAAGAAGUUUAUGUAGAUCUAAUCUUACAGGGUCUAUGUAAAGUACCUGCAUUUACAUAAAUGAAAUAGUAUUCUAGGAUAUUUUGGCAUAAUAUUUAAUGGAAUAUUGAUCCAUCACAUAUACUUAUUUUAACAAGUUUUAAUAAGCUUAGUGAUUCUAUCUUCAUCCAUUUAUUGCUAACAAGCAUCCAUCAACUAAUCAUUCAAAUAAUUAUCAUAGAUUAUUUACUUACAAAACAUUUCUCUAUGGUUAAUUUGGUCAAAAUCAAAAUAACGUACUUGAUCUGAUAAAAUUUUGUGAUUACAUUAUAAAAUACUUAAUGUUAUCACAAAUGUACAUCAUUUAAACUUAGUAGCUUGAGCAGCUACUAUAUAUUUAGAUAAUAUGUUCUUCUACAUUAGAAAAUUAUGUGAAAUUAUAUUUUAAAUUGGAAAAAAUAAAGUGAUUGAA
Molecule: messenger RNA, 1427 nt
Organism: Phymastichus coffea
Lineage: Eukaryota; Metazoa; Arthropoda; Insecta; Hymenoptera; Eulophidae
Product: protein lin-7 homolog C-like
Exons: 6
Coding region: 288-884 (198 amino acids)
Biological process (GO): neurotransmitter secretion; maintenance of epithelial cell apical/basal polarity; protein localization to basolateral plasma membrane
Cellular component (GO): synapse; basolateral plasma membrane; cell-cell junction
Molecular function (GO): protein binding
Source: RefSeq, a predicted model, not a curated record